CCCAAUUCGUGGUUGGACAUUCCGCAUAUCCUCUCUUUCUCUCUCUCUAGCGAUCUCGCGAUCUCUUUUCUCUCUAGAUUUUGGAGCACUCGGAUAUGGAGUACAGGACAUUGGAGAUCAAUGUAAUCUCUGCAAAAGACCUCAAGGACGUCAACCUUAUCUCCAAGAUGGACGUCUACGUCGUCGUUUCUAUCAACGGCGACUCUCGUUCCAAGCAGAAAACCCCCGUCGACAGAGACGGCGGCACGAACCCCACCUGGAACUUCCCAAUGAAGUUCACCGUCGACGAAUCCGCCGCUCAGCAGAACCGCCUCACUCUGUCCUUCAAGCUCCGCUGCGAGCGCACUCUCGGCGACAAAGACAUCGGCGAAGUCAACGUCCCUAUCAAAGAACUUCUCGACCCAGCCGGCGAAUCCAAACCCAUUCAGUUCGUCAGUUAUCAGGUCAGAAAACCUUCCGGAAAGCCCAAAGGCGAGCUGAAUUUGUCCUACAAGUUUGGCGAAAAAUCCAUGUCCCAGUCGGCGACGAAGGCUCAAGAGCCCGUUAUGGCUUACCCUCCGGCCGCAUCGGUGGUGCCCAAGGCCGAUGAGCCGGUCACGGCAUAUCCUGCCGGCGUAGCGGCCUCCAGUUCGGCCUACCCGCCGGUUGGGGGGUAUCCUCCGCCACCGGCUGGAUAUGGGUAUCCGCCACAGCAGCCCCCUCCGCCUGGGUAUGGAUAUCCACCACCUCCGGCGCCGGCGGGAUAUGGGUAUCCACCACCACAGGCGGGAUACGGAUAUCCACCGCAGCAAGGGUACGGGUACCAGCCGGCGGUGCAAAAGCCGGCAAAGAAGAGCAAGUUUGGACUAGGGAUGGGGGCAGGGCUGUUGGGAGGAGUGGUUGGUGGGCUUUUGAUCGGUGAUUUGGUUUCCGAUGCAGCUGGUGGUGGCUUCGACCCCGGAUUCGAUGACGGUGGAUUUGGUGACUUUUGAUCUCUGGGCUCAGGUUUUUCACUUUGGUUCUUGCAUCAUCUCCUUUUUCUUUUGUUACUACCUGUUUGGAUGUCGAGAAAAUUUACCUAUGUUCUAUUACAAUCAUAUUAAUUUGUAUGAAAAAAAAAAAAAUAGUAAUGUGUAGGGUUUCUUCUCAAAAAUAAAAUGUAUCCAUGAUAUUGUCCCAUCAUUUGGAUCUCUAGUAUACUUUCUCAGAGAAAUGAUAGAUUUUCCGGCCAACUCCUCCUCAA
This is a messenger RNA of Vitis riparia (riverbank grape), 1222 nucleotides long. RefSeq names its product protein SRC2-like. Gene Ontology annotation, biological process: defense response. The transcript has a single exon. The coding region runs from base 96 to 971 and encodes 291 amino acids. Lineage: Eukaryota; Viridiplantae; Streptophyta; Magnoliopsida; Vitales; Vitaceae. The record is from RefSeq and is a predicted model, not a curated record.